Molecule: messenger RNA, 838 nt
Organism: Alligator mississippiensis (American alligator)
Lineage: Eukaryota; Metazoa; Chordata; Crocodylia; Alligatoridae
Product: ferritin heavy chain A
Exons: 4
Coding region: 159-689 (176 amino acids)
Biological process (GO): iron ion transport; intracellular iron ion homeostasis
Cellular component (GO): cytoplasm
Molecular function (GO): ferric iron binding; ferrous iron binding
Source: RefSeq, a predicted model, not a curated record
GGAUCAUUGUCCUCUCCCGCUCGGGCGGGGCAGGGGCGGGCCGGGCCGGGCUAUAAGAGGCGCCGUCUGAGCCCGCGGCCAGAGCCGGCUCUUGCUUCAACAGUGAUUGAACGGAGCCUCCUCCCGCCCCAGCACCAGCACCUGUAUCUGCCCCGGCCAUGGACUCCCAGGUGCGCCAGAACUACCACCGCGACUGCGAGGCCGCCAUCAACCGCAUGGUGAACAUGGAGCUGUACGCCAGCUAUGUCUACAUGUCCAUGUCAUAUUACUUUGACCGUGAUGAUGUGGCACUACAGCAUGUGGCCCACUUCUUCCUGGAGCAGUCACAUGAGGAGCGGGAGCACGCCGAGCACCUGCUGCGCUUCCAGAACCAGCGUGGAGGCCGCGUCCUGCUCCAGGACAUCAAGAAGCCAGAGCGAGAUGCUUGGGGCUCCACACUGGAGGCCAUGGAGGCUGCGCUGCAGCUGGAGAAGACUGUCAACAAGGCCCUGCUGGACCUGCACCGACUGGCCUCCGAGAAGGCUGACCCCCAUCUCUGUGACCUGCUGGAGUCCCACUACCUGGACGAGCAAGUGAAAGCCAUCAAGAAGCUGGGCGACUAUAUCACCAACCUGCGCCGCCUGGGUCCCCAGGGGGGACUGGGCGAGUACCUCUUCGACAAGCACAGCCUGGAGGGCAGCAGCAGCUGAGCCCAGGGGGCCUCCCUCUGAGCCCCGCAAUCCCUACUGCCCCACCCAAGGGGGCCUGCCUGCUGGCUGAGUGGGUGGUUGUCUGUCUGUCUGUCUGUCUGUCCACGCACCUACCAGCAUGACUCCAAUAAAAAGGGUUCAGUAUAAAA